Molecule: messenger RNA, 1209 nt
Organism: Penicillium bovifimosum
Lineage: Eukaryota; Fungi; Ascomycota; Eurotiomycetes; Eurotiales; Aspergillaceae
Product: tyrosinase family protein
Exons: 2
Coding region: 1-1209 (402 amino acids)
Molecular function (GO): oxidoreductase activity
Source: RefSeq, a predicted model, not a curated record
AUGGUCGCUCUUUCCCUCCUCGCUCUGGGGGCUUUGUUUACACAGGCAUUGACUGCUCCCACGGAAAGUGCCGUGGCUUCCGUGGUUCCUUCCACUUCUCCCGCUGAGAACCAAUUGGACAGCUUGGCCGGCUUGGCAUAUGAACACAUCCUCGAGAAUAUCGAGGCCGACUCUGAUCUCGAGAAGCGCAACAGUUGUUCAAUAAGAAACCUGCGCACUCGUCGCGAUUGGCGCACUUUCACCAAAACCCAGAAAAAGUCUUAUAUCAACUCCCUGCUAUGCUUGCAGAAGCUGCCUUCGCUCACUCCCCCGGAGCAGGCCCCUGGUGCCCGCUCCCGCUACGAUGACUUCGUCGCUACCCAUAUCAACCAGACCACCACUAUCCACUACACUGGAACCUUCCUAGCAUGGCACCGUUACUACAUCUAUACCUUCGAGCAAGCCCUGCGCAACGAGUGUGGCUACACUGGCGACUACCCAUACUGGAACUGGGGCUCUGACACCGACAACCUGGAGCGUUCGCCCGUCUUCGAUGGCAGCGAGACCUCCAUGUCCGGUAACGGCGCACCCGUCGAGCAGUCUGGCGACAUCCAGCUGACCAUGGGUGACUACCCAGUCAUUCACCUGCCAACUGGCAACGGCGGCGGUUGCGUGACCAGCGGACCUUUCAAGGACUACCAGGUCAACUUGGGGCCCGUGGCUCUAAUGCUUCCCGGCGGCGAGACCGGCAGUGCCGCUAACCCGCUUGCCUACAACCCGCGCUGCUUGAAGCGUGAUCUGAGCACCCAAAUUAUCAGGGACUACGCUAACUUCACUGCCAUCGUGGACCUGAUUCUUCGUCACGACAACAUCUACGAUUUCCAGAUGAAUAUGCAGGGUAUCCCCGGCAGCGGCAACAUCGGUGUCCACGGUGGUGGUCACUACUCCAUGGGCGGGGAUCCUUCCCGUGAUGUCUUUGUUAGCCCCGGUGACCCGGCUUUCUGGCUUCACCAUGGUAUGAUCGAUCGUACCUGGUGGAUUUGGCAGAAUUUGGACCCCCGUGAACGUACCAAUGCUAUUUCUGGGACUGGUACUUUCUUGAACGGACCUCCUUCCCCGAAUACCACUCUUGAUACCCCGAUUGACCUUGGAUAUGCUGGUGGUCAGACUGUCACCAUGCGUGAUCUCAUGAGCACCGUUUCUGGCCCUUUCUGCUAUGUCUACCUGUGA